AUGCAAAACAAACGAACAUGCCCCCUCUGCCGAUUUGAGUUCUUUGACAUUGAGUUUGACCACAACGACGACGAAUACGAUCUAUGGAUAAGCGAGACUGACUCAGCAAUCCAGCGUCUCGGGAUCUCCUCGGGUCCCAUUUCCACAUUAUCGUUUGUUCCAGAUUUUCCAGGGGAACGAAUUGCAAUUGAUGAGCUAGGCUUUUCCGCGACUCGCAGGUGCACAGCCGCACACCGCUCCUUCCACGCCUGUUUGGGAUGCUCUCUCUCAGCUCCCCCACAAUACGCCAGGCAGCCUUAUCGCCCUGCCGCCCAGACAGGUCGCCGCUAUGGCCACGGCAAGAACUCUAGAUCCUAUUGCGAGAGCGAAGAUGUCUGGAUCACAGCGCUAAUUGACGAGAGGGAUGGGCUGGCUGCGACCGGAGUAGGCGAUGGCUGGAUCAUGGCGCUCAACGAGGAUGAAGACGAGGCCUAUGAGCUGGAACUAUAUCGGCACCUGUACCUUUGUGAUGCCUCAAUGCAGCAGGCAUGGCUUGAAGACUCACUCCCGGAUUAUUUGUUCGACGAAAUGGUUGCCGGUCACAUGCAGUGGAUGCAUGAGAUGGGUGGUGAGGCCCAAUACGAUGUAUACGACGAGUUCGACUAUCUCGUUUAA
Molecule: messenger RNA, 654 nt
Organism: Alternaria rosae
Lineage: Eukaryota; Fungi; Ascomycota; Dothideomycetes; Pleosporales; Pleosporaceae
Exons: 1
Coding region: 1-654 (217 amino acids)
Source: RefSeq, a predicted model, not a curated record